This is a messenger RNA of Alligator sinensis (Chinese alligator), 5537 nucleotides long. RefSeq names its product decaprenyl diphosphate synthase subunit 2 (gene PDSS2). The record is from RefSeq and is a predicted model, not a curated record. The coding region runs from base 10 to 1212 and encodes 400 amino acids. Gene Ontology annotation, biological process: ubiquinone biosynthetic process; isoprenoid biosynthetic process. Gene Ontology annotation, molecular function: prenyltransferase activity. Gene Ontology annotation, cellular component: transferase complex; mitochondrion. The transcript has 9 exons. NCBI's taxonomy places the organism in Eukaryota, Metazoa, Chordata, Crocodylia, Alligatoridae.
GCCGGGGCUAUGCGGUUCCGGCAGCUGCUGCGGGCGCUGCGCGGCGGCGGCCGGGCGCGGGUGGCUGUGGCGGGGCGACGGGGGCUGCUGUCGGCGCCGGGCUCGGCCGCGUCCUGGAGCAAAGUGGUGUCGGAGGCCGAGAAGCUGGUGGGCUACCCCACCUCCUUCCUCAGCCUGCGCUGCCUCCUCAGCGACGAGCUCAGCAACGUCGCACUGCAGGUCCGCAAGCUGGUGGGCACCAAGCACCCGCUGCUCAGCACCGCCCGGGAGUUUGUGUAUGAUAACCAGAAUAACCUACAGAUGCGAGGGUUGGUUGUACUGCUCAUUUCCAAAGCAGCUGGGCCCAGCAGCAAAGUGGAACUUUCUUCCCAGCCUGACAUGGUUAGCGGAAUUUAUUCAAGUCAAAGAAGUCUGGCAGAGAUUACAGAGCUGAUCCAUACUGCUUUUCUUGUGCAUCGUGGGAUAGUAAACAUUGGUGAGCUGAAGUCCUGUGAUGGACCAAUGAAGGACAUGCAGUUUGGAAAUAAAAUGGCUGUCCUGAGUGGAGACUUCCUUCUAGCAAAUGCUUGCACAAGCCUUGCUCAGUUGCAGAAUACCAAGCACAGACUGUUCCAAGAUGAAAUUGAGGCCAACAAUUUGGUUGUGGAGCUCAUAUCAAGUGCAAUUGGUGACUUGGUACAAGGAAUAUACUAUGAAAAUUCCACCUUAGAGGAGACCCGUCUUACAGAUGAUAUUGGAAUAUCAACUUGGACAGAACAGAUUUUCCUAUCCCAUAGUGCCUUGCUGGCAAAGAGCUGUAAGGCUGCAAUGGAAUUGGCAAAGCAUGAUGCAGAGAUCCAGAAGAUGGCAUUUCACUAUGGAAAGCACAUGUCUAUGAGUCAUAAGAUACACCUGGACCUUCAGCCAUUUAUUAAAGGAAAUUCUACUGACUCUGUGACCUUCAGUUUAAAUUCUGCUCCUGCAGUCCUGCAUCAGGAGUUCCUUGGAAGGGAGGCAUGGAUUAAGCAGAUUAGAGAGGCACAAGGUGCAGGGAGUAUAUUGGACUACACGAAGUUGCAAGAAGCAAUCAAGGCUGGCAAAGGUGUGACUUCAGCUAUUGACCUAUGUCGUUACCAUGGAAACAGAGCACUGGAGGCCCUGGAAUGCUUCCCUCCCUCCGAGGCCAGAUCGGCUUUAGAAAACAUUGUUUAUGCUGUGACCAGAUUUUCAUGACUUACAAUUCAAAAAAAAAAAACCAAAAAGAAAAAAACUAUUGUUUAUUUGCAGGAAAUAACUGGACAUGCACUGGUUAGGGGUAAGGGAAAUAUAUCCUGUGCUGCUAAAGAUCUAAAUGUGUUGGUUGCUUAAUAUAUUUUUUUCAUUUACCACAUCGUUGAAUGAACAUGCAUCUUUUGGAACUGCUACAAACAAAAUUAGGGAAAAAAGGUCAAACAGUUUUCACUUGUCAUGCCAGAAAAUCACUUGAGGCUGUACCAGUAGAAAUAAUUAAUGAGACUUGCUUCUGUGACCUCAGCAAAUGGACAGGAAAUAAGUCCUUAUUGAUUGGACAUAGCCAGGGAUGGCGCCAGUGUGGUGGCCUGUGGUUUUCCUGCACUAGAGAGGACAGAGGGGGGCGUGAAGCUGCAGGUGUCAGGAGAAACACUUUCUAAACCUGCCACCGAGAAAGAGCGAGCUGUUUAAGUCAAGAAUGAAUGUACCAAUUUAUCAACACGAAGGGCAGUUCAGUGAAUUAAUAGGGAAAAAUCCUUUUAUCUGUGUACAUGCAGUCAUGUCUCCUCACACUGUUUUUAUGUAUUUAAAUGUAAAAUUACUCUGUGCCUAAUGCUUUCAAUAUUUGAGAAACUUGCUGAGAAAAUGUGUCAAGCAUGGUAAGUAGGAGCUUUAAAAUAUUUAAUCAAAUAUUAAUUUGGCUCUGUUAAGAGAAGUGGUUGCCUGUGUUUUAUACUGUGUGUAUAAAAUAUUUUGCUCUUGCUCAGAGUGACAUUUUUUCAACUCUUACAGAAAAAUAAUCUUUCCCUCAGAUCAAGGAAUUUGUUUCAAGACAAUCCUACACUAAAUAAUUUCCUAGAUUUGUGAGACACUUUUUUAUUUGAGUCAGAUAAAUGUUCAUUUGUACUGUUCAGCAUCAAUCUUUUGGCAGAAAGGAAUGAGGAAUAUUUGUCUGAGUACAGUUUUUCACUUUUCUGAAUAAAUGCGUAAUACAUAAAGUUUUUUUAACCUUAGCGUGUCAAAUUUUAAAGUCCAAUUACGGAAAGAGUAUAAGGUAUAUCAGAAGCCUGCAAUUUGACUCUGUCUCUAUUUUGUUCAUAGGAGAUGAUUUUUGUGGUUUGCAUGCAUGCAAUUUGAGAACAUCGUUGACAAGAAGGCUGAGUUUACAUAAAUGAUCUAGAUUGAGACUCAGCUACCUUUCUUCCUUCUGUGGUGUAAUUACAGCCCAAUCUGGAGACAGCUAGCACAGCAAACAGAUUUCAUUACAUCGCUCACUCAAACACUAAGUGGAGUUAUUUCUGUUAAAUUCUUCCAAAAAAAAAAAAAAAGUGUCACAGAGCCUCUUUAUCAUGGACCAGCAUGUUGCAUUUAACUAAAUGGAAAACAAGGAGCUUAUACAUAUAUGAAAGCAUUGUCUAUAUGUAAUAUAUACAUAUACUUAAAAUACCAGUGUGCUUGCUCAGGUUUCUACAAGUGCAAGUCCAAUGCCUUUGAGAGCGAACUGAUUUCUUAAAUAAUUUUAUUUUGUUCCUAGACUCAGUUGCUACUUUACCAAAGUUCAGUUAAUUAUUAGCUCUUCAGGUGUGUAUUAGAUAAGACUUUUGUUUUAAAUCACAUUUGCAAAUGUCAUAUUUUAGUUUUUUCCUUGCACUAGACCUAUCCCCCUAAUACUUCAUGGCAAUGUAGGGCCUGUGCAGAGGUGCUAAGCCAUUUCAACUAAUGACACUAAAGCAUGAAGUACAGUCACCAUGUUGCAGGUUUGCACCAGUACUAUAGAUUUAAUAAACAUACGACUUUUUUCAGUACUCCUUACAAAGACAGAUCAGCAAAACUAAAUGGUAGUAAUAUUGUACUUUUUGAAUGCUGUGACUUCCUUAAAAUAUUCUGUGCCCUUGACAAAUUGCUGAAAAGGAACUGAUUUUCUAACAAUGCUUUUAUAAAAUUUAGUUUUGUUUGGGGUUGGAUCUUUGAAAGCAACACUGGAAUUACAGGGAAAGUGUUUUGCUGAUGAUCCCCAUGGCCAAAAUAAUCUCUGCUGAGAAUUAACAAGCUUUUUAAUCUUUGCUAUCUUUCUCUUUGAUAUUUUCUUCCCACCCACAUCUCACAUAAGCCCCUUCUUAAACUGUCAUUCUUUUCCUGUAGAGAGCCAAGGAAGUAUAGCUUCCUCCACUGCUCUAGUCAGCAUCAUCCCUUGUGUGGUUAGUGUGAUCAGUACAGAGCAGCAUAACACUCCAGCACAUUUUGGGUGCUGUAUAAUAAAUGCAUAGGAACAAAUUACUCCAUAUGCUAUACUUCCAGACCAGGAAGAGAAAAUAAAUUUCAGUCGCUUGCUGUCCUUGUCAGUUUCCACACUUCAUAAUACCAGAAUGUAGAAUGAGCAGCUAUUGUUGAAACGGAAGAUGAAGGAAAGGGCAAAGCUGUGGAUAUAAGCCCUCUACUCUGCUCACCUUCCUCACCUUCAAUUUCUGGAGGCACUCUGGUAUCAGAAUUGGGGCCCUUGUUUGUUUAUUUCUGCAUCUGCUUUUUCUGCUCUCUGCUAUCUCUGAGUCUGUCUCAGAAAUCUGCGCUUGUUACACUAAAUCAGGAGAUACGAACACAGUAGUUAAAUUGACUGGGCCGCAGUUUCGCUGUGUGAUCCAGGUAACUUCUAGGCUUUUGUUUCUCCAUCUGUAAAAUGGAAAUAAUACUUACUUCCUGGAAGGGAAAGUUGCGAAACUUAAUUUAUUAAUGUUUUAAAUACUGUAAUAUCUUCAGAUGGAAGUUAACAGAAUUAGAAAGUUAUCAUUCCAUCGGAAUCAUAAAAUAACUCUCCUUUGGGGAGGCUGGGAGCCCCCCUUUUCUACCUCUGGGGGAGGAGGAGGAGGAUGGGGACUGCAGAUUCUGUCUGCCCCCUAACCCCUCACCCUUUGAGAUGGAUGUUAAAGUAGGAUCUUUUUCUCCUGAUAUGUUUCCUUCUUUUCUUGAUUUGAUUUCUGAAACACACUACCCAUGGCUCUCAGCUGCAUAUGUACCCUUAGUCUACUUCUGUGCCUAAAAUCAGUAAAAGGGAGUGAAUCUAUUUCAAAAGUCUUCCCCUGAAUUAAGUUUAAACCAAGAAAUCAGACUACAAAUGCAAUGCUAAUGGUAUUGUUUUGGGGGGGGGUGGGGAGGGGCAAGAUUGCAUGCAUGCUCAUAAAUGCAAAAUUCAGCAGAUAAUUGUGCUACCCUGGAUUUGUCAAGAGACAAACUACUGGGUCAGAUCACCAGUUACUACCUUUGCUCCUCAGUUAAUGCAAGCUCAGAAAGAAGUAAGGUAUCAAACUCAUUUUAUUUUUCAUUAGUGUCUAAUAAAAACACAGAGUGAAGACCUUGCAGUGACUCAGUCAGCAGACAGCUCAAAGACAGAAACAUUCAAAUUGUCUUGGGAGUAGUUCUGCAGUAGGAUCUGAUGCAUUCAUUAAAAUAAACCAUUGCUUUAUCUUUUCCUCAGUUGUAAGCCACCCAACAGUUACAGGCUAUUCCAUGUGAAUAAAUCUGGUACUGUAACUGUCCUUAUUUUCCUUCCAAAAUCAUCUAGAACAGGGCUGUCCAACUGGCAGUCCAUGGACUGCAUCCAGCUUGCAAGGGGUUAAUAUGUGACUUGUCACCCAGCUGCCCAUCCCCACUUCCCCCAUUGCUUCUGCUGUGGUGGCCAGGGUCUCUAGGACAGGGAAGUAUGGCAGGAGAUGACAUGGGGAGCACACUGUCCAUGCAGCAGGAGGCUUCAUUGUCCGUAAAGUGGGAAGAAAGUCAGAAGGCCUGUGCGAAGCAGCAGGUAUUCGAUUCAGCUUUGGAUUCGGCUGAUUUGGAGGGACAGUGAUUCAAUUCAGUGAUUUGAAUCACUGGGCAAUUCGAUUCGGCCAAUUUGGAUUCAGAGAUUCAGCUGCCAAAUCGGGCCGACUCUUCUCAGAAUCAAACAGGCGGCAGUGGUGGCGGCAGUGGUGGUGGCAGGGGCAUGGCAACGGCAAGCAGGGCCCCAUUCCCCACCUGGUCCCAGCGUCCUGGCACUUGUUUUUUGGUUUUAGGUUUUGUGUUUUUGUUUUUUUUAAAGCCCCGCACUCACCGGCUACAGCAGUGGCAGUCGGGGCCUCUGGGGACUCGUGGCAGAGCCCCCCUUCCCACACAGACCAGCAGGGAUCAGGCCCUUCCUGCCUGGCACCCACAUGGCAGCUGUCAUGUUGUAAGGGUGCAGCGCGGCUCGAUGGGUGCCGUGGGGCUGCGCAGACUGGGAGAGCCGGGGCUGCUCGGGCUGAGUGCUGCCGGGUUCUGAGUGACUGCUGGAGCUGCCAUGGCUCCGGGAUGGUGCGCGC